AGCCGGGAGCCCGGUUUCCCCGCCAACCCCCAUCCCGCCCGCCCCGGCGGCCACCCUGGGGGCGAGGCAGCCCGGCGCGUGGGAGGGGACGGCGCGCCAUUGGCUUGUGCGCGGAACCGAGAGGAGGGACCAGCGCGGGCCGCCAGACUCGAUUUGUCUGACUGAGGACGCGACGGGCACUCAGCUUCUCUCUGCAUCUCAGUCGCCCAGCACAGGGGCUGGCACGCACCCUUCUGCAGAGGCCGGGUUGGAGGAGAAGAUGGCGGCCAAGCAGCCCCCGCCUCUGAUGAAGAAGCACAGCCAGACGGACCUCGUGAGCCGCCUGAAGACCCGCAAGAUCCUCGGCGUGGGCGGGGAGGAUGACGACGGGGAGGUGCAUCGCUCCAAGAUCAGCCAGGUCUUGGGCAAUGAAAUCAAGUUUACCAUUCGGGAGCCUUUGGGGCUCAGGGUCUGGCAGUUCCUCUCUGCUGUGCUCUUCUCCGGCAUUGCCAUCAUGGCACUUGCCUUCCCUGACCAGCUCUAUGAUGCGGUCUUUGAUGGAGCCCAGGUGACCAGCAAGACCCCCAUCCGCCUCUACGGCGGUGCCCUCCUCAGCAUCUCCCUGAUCAUGUGGAACGCUCUCUACACGGCUGAGAAGGUCAUCAUUCGAUGGACCCUGCUCACCGAAGCCUGCUAUUUCGGGGUCCAGUUCUUGGUGGUCACUGCCACGCUAGCUGAGACGGGCCUCAUGUCCCUGGGGAUCCUGCUGCUCCUGGUCAGCCGCCUCCUUUUUGUCGUCAUCAGCAUUUACUACUAUUACCAAGUCGGCCGAAGACCCAAGAAGGCCUAGUUGCCCACUGGGCCUGGGGCCCUGCCCAUGCCCGGGCCAGAGUGGCGCUGGGGCCUCGGCUUCCCUUUGGCUCCUGGAAGGCAGGAGGGUCCCCUGCCCUGCUCCAGUCCUGCCCCAGGGAGGCAGGGGGUGGGGGGCCUUCCUUUCCUCCUGGGCACCCCGUGUGCUGUGAUCUCCUGGGCUUUCAGGCUUGACAUGCUGGUUUGGGGAGAGACAGGGCCUCUGCUGCCCUGUUCUUCACCCUCACAGUGAUACCUCCUUUCCUUGGGUCUCUUGGCCUCCAGACCCCCUCAAUAGACACUGACUAAAGUCAAGCUGGAGUCAUGAGGGUAGUGGGCUAAGUCGAGGGUCCAGCCUCUUCUGCCAGGAAGCCCUUCUUGCUUUUGAGAGAGGCUGUGACCACCCCCCAUCCUUCUCCCUACACUCCCAGCCAACCUAGUGCCCAAGCAGCUAAACUUGGCUUCCUUCUAAUCCUGGAAAACCCUGUACCCCUCCUCCUCAACCUGGCCCUCUCCACACGCACACCCUGAAAACACACACAGACACACAACACACACACACACACCCCUGAACACACACAGACACACAUACACCCAUGAUGUGAGCAAGCACACACACAACACAUACACACACACACACGUGCGCCUUCACAGCCCAGCCAAGGGCACGCAGGCAGGAUGUGCUGUCUGAGAUGGCACCUCCCUUUCAGCCGUUCUUCAAGAAUGGGCCACACACAGCUAGAAGUCCUGUCCCCACUCUCCUGGCCUGACAAGAUGAGCUCUCCUGGGACCUUGCUCUAGGGCACUCUGCCUCUACCCCAGGACACUGGAAUGCCCUGGGAGUCCCCUCCCUGCAACCAGCCUGAGUUCAGAGGCAGCCAGCAGCUGCACCCACAGGCCCCACGGACAAAGGGACACACAGCCCCCAAUGGAGACCAUUGUAAGUGGUGGGGCUGGGAGAGGAGGAACAGAAGGAAAGCCAUAGCGCUCCCUUGCCCCUUGGCAUGUCCCCCAAGGCCUGAUGGCCACUGGGCUCAGCCUGUCCCCCUACUCCUCCCUGCUUCCCGGUGAGCUGCCCCCUACAUGUGCAGCCCGGGCUGCCUCCAGGAUCUGGCUGAGUGGGACCAGGUGGCCCUCAAACUCAGCAUGGGAAAUAAGUAGAAACAUUUCAGCAGGCCGCCUCCCCUCAUCUCCCCCGCCCUGUCCAGCGCCCUGGCAAAGGCUGACAACUGGCUGUCUUGGGGCUGAACAGCCCCUGCCCUGCCUCUGAGGGCCCACCAGCCUGUGCUGCAUACCCACCGCCCAGCUUCUCCCUGCAGGCCCACCAGCCUGUGCUGUACACCCCCCGUUAGUCCCUGAUCCCAACCCUCUCCCUCCUGCCGGCACACCGACACACACACCGGAAGUGGCGAGCCCAAGCCCUGGGGACAGGUGUAGGGAGAAAAGCAGCCCCAGGCCUCAGACUCACUUCCCAUCCUGGCACAGAGUGGGGGAUGGCUGGAGGGUGUCUAUAGGUACAGCCCGCUCUGGCUGCUGCCAGGUGGGCCCCUACCAGGGGUCCUCACCCCUGUCCACCCUGUGCCUGGCUGUCCCUGCACCCAGAUACAGCAACAUGGCCUGUACCCAGCAGAGUGGUGGCACCACCAUGGUUACAGCGGAUGCCCCGAGACUCUGCUUGGUAAGCGUGGCGGAGCAGAAUGGGAGGCCGGACCCUGAGGAAGAGCCCCUCUCCUGGCAUCUGUCUCUUGCUACCUAAGCCUGUGCCUCUCCCUAAAGAGCUGCCUCCCUGCUGCCGAGCCCUGGUCUGGCCACGAGCCACUACUGCCUCCCACAGGCGGUGCUGCCAAUGGGCAGUGCCCUCAGGCCAAAGCCUCAAUCCCCCAUCCGAACCAGGCCUAAUCCUCUAAUAGUGAUGGUUGGUUUCUCCUCCCAUAACUGCAGGUGGAUUCCACCUGGGGAAUGAGGCUACGUGUCGGGCGUCUGCUGGCCCUGAGACAUCCAGUCUUCCACACUCAACUGUGGGAUGGGAGGGUGGCGUGGCCUUACCCCAUGAGACUGUCCAGGCUCUGGCACAGAGCUGUGCUCACAAAAUACUGGGUGGCUUGGUUAGACCUAAUUGUAGUGGAGCCUGCGGGUGAGGGUGAGGGAGGGGGCUGCAGGUCAGGUAAGAUCUGGAAGACAGACGUACAGCCUGGAGGGCAGGGGGACUCUAGGGCAAGGAGAUUUACAGUUGGGAAGGAGGCAGUGGCAGAGGGGCGAGGGACAGAGGGGCCCUUAAGUCCAGCGAGGAAAGCUCGGUGUGGGCCUGCUCUCCGCUCCGUUCGGGGUGACCUGGAACGCCUCUUCUCCCAGCUCCCUCCCGCCAUCAGCAGCCUCUUGUCAAGCUUCUGCCUCACCCCAGUCUAUCCCCAACCCCAAAUCAAGACCACCUUUCUUCACGGUCACUAUUUAUUCUUUGUUCCUUUUUCUUUUUGUAAGAAACAUUCACAAAAACCAGUGCAAAACCAUCA
Messenger RNA from Pongo pygmaeus (Bornean orangutan), 3338 nucleotides. It is a transcript of the gene TP53I11, whose product is annotated as tumor protein p53 inducible protein 11. NCBI's taxonomy places the organism in Eukaryota, Metazoa, Chordata, Mammalia, Primates, Hominidae. The coding region runs from base 260 to 829 and encodes 189 amino acids. The record is from RefSeq and is a predicted model, not a curated record. The transcript has 8 exons.